GCUCUUUGUACUCGAGACAGGUGAUAAUAAAGGCGCAAAUGUCGCCCAGUCAGUUUACAAACAAAUCUCAAAGCAGAAGUACCGAUAAGGGGAGUACUACCAGCACUCUAGAUCGUCCAGUGCAGCCAUGAAAUCCUGCCCUUCCAUACUGGUGGCCUUGGUAUUGGCCUUCGUAAGCCCGAAUCCCAGUUUUGGGUACUCCCCACGAGAAGAUGCCCGGCUCAUUAGGGAAUUUAAACGGGCAGAAGAACUAAAUCACGCCAAGAUCGCCAGGGAACUGGUCCAUCGAGCCAAUUGGGCGGCCUUGGGAAGUCUCUCCACCAACAAACUCGUGAAAGGAUAUCCCAUGGUCAACAUUAUCUCAAUAGAUGACAGCGAUGCUAAUGGUAACUCCACGGGAAGGAUUCGCUUUUUGCUGACCGAUCUGGAUUUCACUGGUCCCGAUUGGCAAAAAGACAACAAGGUCACAUUCCUGUUCAGCGAUGAGCAGACUCUGAGGUGCAAGGAUGGCGGAAAGGAUCCCAUGGAGCCCACAUGUGCCCGCUCCAUGAUCAGCGGACAUGUCAUAAAAUUGGAUCCCCACGGAACCAACUAUCAACCUUCGUUGGAUGCCUAUGUUAACCGUCAUCCAGCUGCCAAAAAUUGGCUAAAAGCCCACACUUUCUACCUUUGCGAGCUGGAAAUUACCAAUAUUUUUGUGCUGGACUUUUAUGGUGGUCCUCAUGAAGUCAGCACCUCCGACUACUACGCUGCAUAGAUUUGAGGAUCUCGAUAAAGAAACCACCUGACGCCUCAUAUAUGUACUUUGUUUACUGUGUACUUUGCGAUCAACAAAAUAAUUGAUAAGCUAUUUUGCACAAAAAGAAGUAUAGCAGACAAAAGACAAUCAGAUAAGCCCUGUGAUUUCCCUCAACAGAACAACACAAAGAGUAAACAAUUUAUACAAAUUAAA
Molecule: messenger RNA, 952 nt
Organism: Drosophila elegans
Lineage: Eukaryota; Metazoa; Arthropoda; Insecta; Diptera; Drosophilidae
Gene: CREG
Product: protein CREG1
Exons: 4
Coding region: 128-757 (209 amino acids)
Source: RefSeq, a predicted model, not a curated record